CGCCCGUACAGGGUUAACGUAAACAACUACUUCAGUCUCAGAGCGAGUGACGUCGCCGAUUAAACGCUACUAGCGCGCACAGCUAACUAGCUAGACAUUUCACAUCGGUUAUAAUAUGUCAUUUCAACAAAAGGUUAAGCCAAAUUGGACAAGUUAAUGAGCUCAUGCGCUAUGUGGGGAGCAUGAAUUCCAUUGCAGUAGAUGGUGAUAGGUGGCUGGAUGUUGAGGUAUAGACUAGUGUUGUCAACAGCGUAGAAGGACCGGAAAAAACCGAGAACGCUCGCUCGAGCUCUUGCAAAAAUAAUGAAUAGAUAGCGGAAGAGAAUCGAGGAAGAAUUCUCAACUCAUCAGGUUUUUAAAAGAGUAGAUUACAUUCUUGUUGAAUUUACUAUAACUCACAAAUGAUGUCGACUAAAAGGACGGUAAUAGUGACAGGGUUUGAACCUUUUGGCGAUCACACCGUGAAUGCUAGCUGGGUGGCAGUGCAGGAACUGGAGCGGUUGGGCUUGGGUCAGAGUGUGGAUCUAUAUGUCUGUGAGGUGCCAGUGGAGUACCAGGCAGUUCAGAGUCUACUGCCAUUGCUAUGGAAACAGCAUCAGCCACAGUUGGUGGUCCAUGUCGGGGUCUCUGGGAUAGCCACCACGGUCACCCUGGAGAAAUGUGGCCACAACCACGGCUACAAGCGGGUGGACAACUGCAGCUUCUGUCCAGACUCUCAGUGCUGCAUGGACGGUGGUCCUGACUGCAUCGAUUCAGUCAUAGACAUGGACCUGGUCUGCAAGAGGGUCAACUCCUCAAGGCUGGGCGUGGCAGUGUCAGUAUCAAAGGACGCAGGCCGAUACCUGUGUGACUACACCUACUACACGUCGCUGUACCUGGGGAAGGGCAGGUCAGCGUUUGUGCACGUUCCUCCUCUGGAGAAGCCCUACAGUGCCCAGGACCUAGGCAGAGCCUUGCAGGCCGUAGUGGGGGAGAUGCUGGAGCUUGUGGGUCAAGCUGAGGAUGAUGACCACCACCACGACCACCACCACUGCAGCCACCAGCACCAUCAGCACGCUCACUAAAGAAGGACUUCUGGUGACCUCUGUCCUCAACUCACUGCUCCUGUCCCCAAUUGACAGAUAAAGCACUUAAAGCUGGAAUCCGUAAUUGAAACAAUAACAAAACAGAGACCCAGCCUCUGUUUUGGUAAAAAGCUGAGGG
Coregonus clupeaformis (lake whitefish) is the source of this 1203-nucleotide messenger RNA. RefSeq names its product pyroglutamyl-peptidase 1. Gene Ontology annotation, biological process: proteolysis. Bases 402 to 1064 code for a protein of 220 amino acids. Gene Ontology annotation, molecular function: pyroglutamyl-peptidase activity. Lineage: Eukaryota; Metazoa; Chordata; Actinopteri; Salmoniformes; Salmonidae. Gene Ontology annotation, cellular component: cytosol. The transcript has 5 exons. The record is from RefSeq and is a predicted model, not a curated record.